This is a messenger RNA of Dovyalis caffra, 369 nucleotides long. NCBI's taxonomy places the organism in Eukaryota, Viridiplantae, Streptophyta, Magnoliopsida, Malpighiales, Salicaceae. The record is from the annotation of a GenBank genome assembly.
AUGGCUGAAUUUGCUUAUAAUAGUUCGGUGAAUCAAAGUAUCGAACACGAUCCUUUUGCAAGUGUGACGAGUAUGCUUCCAAGAAAACCAAUUGAUUUGGUUUCCUUGCCUAUUGAGACUCGUCCUAGUAUAGAAGCGAAGCUUUUGCAAAACAUAUUCACGACAUACAUGGUAAUGUUUGUCGAAAGAUUGCUUCUAACAAUACAAGCUACAAAUCUCAUAUGGAUUACGAAGAAGAGGAAGAAUUGCAAAAGCUUAACCUCAAUUUGCAUACCCAAUUUCAUACCUUCGACUCGAGGUCGAGUUCUUUUCAGCUGGGGAGAUAUGGUAGAGGACAUGGGCGGUAGCCUCAAUUGGGAAUUUGAGUGA